This is a messenger RNA of Meleagris gallopavo (turkey), 3072 nucleotides long. The record is from RefSeq and is a predicted model, not a curated record. Lineage: Eukaryota; Metazoa; Chordata; Aves; Galliformes; Phasianidae.
UGUUUGUAUUCAAUUGAAUUGAAGAUUGGGCUAAUUUUUUGGAGGGGGAGGGGAGAUCUGGUGAUCCUGGAAAAAAAAAAUACAGUUUUUUUAUUUGCUUUUUGAUGGACCCUGAAAAGAAAGAGUUUCUCUGGUAGACAACAUGUAUAGCUUAACAAAACGCUUCCUGGAACAGGAAGGCAGAGUGAAACAGGCGGCAUUUCUUUAGGGAGAGUUUAUCUGUAUUAAUGUCUCCUUAGCAAAGUGAAAGAGUUGCUCUUGUCUGAAGAUUCUGCAGCUAAUGGAUAUAGGAAUGUUGCAGUGCGGUGAACUUCAAAGAAGUUAAUGAAGAAAACAAAAGAGAACUCUUCAGUGAAGUAUUUUCUUCCAUUGAAACCUUGGCAUUCACAUUUGGAAACGUUAUUUCAGACUUCCUUAUGGGAGAUGUAGACAAUGGCUCGUCGCUGGGACUUCCUGUAUCUCGGAGAAGUCGGUCUUUUGAGAAUCUCUCUGUGGAAUCUGGGGGUUCACUGCAUGAAAGGGAUGAUAUUCAAGGACAUCUUCGAGCAGAGGAGGUGGACAGCAUGCUCCUAAGGAAUGACAGUGGAAUUGAAUCAGCUCUGUCGUACGCUAAAGCGUGGUCAAAAUAUACCAAGGAUGUAGUCGCAUGGGUAGAAAAAAAGCUUAGCUUGGAAGUGGAGUGUGCUAAAAACUUAGCAAAAAUGGCUGAAACCGCUAAAGCUGUAGUUGGACCCCAGGAUUAUAUGCCAUUCCAAUCAAUAUUUCUUAAUGCUUUUCAAAAUGAUAUUGAGAACAAUCAACUUCGGCAACAAACAGCUGCUGCUCUCCAGUCUAACAAAUUUGUGCAGCCUCUUCUGGGAAGGAAAAAUGAGUUGGAUAGACAAAGGAAAGAAAUUAAGGAGCUUUGGCAGCGUGAACAGAAAAAAAUGCAAGAGCUGGAAGCUUCUCUAAGAAAAGCAAAGUUGCUAUAUACACAGCGUCAAGAUGAGUAUGAAAAGGCCAAAUCCUGUACUGCUCGUGCUGAAGAGGAACAUGUUAGUUCAAGUGGAAGCUUUGCAAAAGAUGUCAGCAAGCAGCUGGAAAAAAAACGAAGGCUAGAAGAGGAGGCUCUUCAAAAAGCUGAAGAGGCCAAUGAAUACUAUAAAGCAAGCAUGGCAGAAGUCGAAGAAAAAAGAAGUGAUUUGGAAAGCUUUAAAAGUGAUGUUUUAACGCAGCUUCGUGAACUUAUUUACCAGUGUGAUCUAACUCUUAAAGCUGUAACAGUUAACCUGUUCCAGCUGCAGCAUGCACAGGUUGUAUCACUUCCAGUGAACUGCCAGUCGCUCUGUGAGAGUGCCAAACUUUAUGACCCUGGUCAGCAGUAUUCAGAGUUUGUGAAAAGUUUGCCAAAGGAAGGUGUUCGUAUUGAACCAGGUUCUUUUGAAACCCAGAGCUCCCAGAUUGAUGGGGUUUUUAAUAAGCAAUCAGCCAACAGUAUCCAUAUAUCACACGGUAACUUAUCUCAGUGUUCAGGAGACUUUCCAACCCAAAUGUUAGAUGAUGUGGGAAGUCCAGUCUAUCAUCGUUCCCAAAGGAUUGGCGAGAAGAGGUCUUCCAGCAGCACAGAUAUCCAAGUGAUGCGAGGGCCACCGCCAUUCAGAUCUUGGUCUGUUGGAAACCAGAGUGGAGGAAUGUGCAGUGAUUCUGAAAGUGCAGGGGGAAGCAGUGAGUCACGAUCUAUGGAUUCUCCAUCUGCUAGCCCAGGGGAUUUUAAAAGACGACUUCCACGAACACCUUCUACUGGUACUAUGUCAUCUGCAGAUGAUCUUGAUGAAAGAGAACCACCAUCUCCUUCAGACUGUUUAAAUGAUCUGACAUCUGAAACUGCAAAUUCUCCAGGACCUUUUAGAAACACUAGUAUGUCCAAAGCAGCACAAACUCACAAACUACGGAAGCUGAGAGCUCCGUCUAAAUGUAGAGAGUGUGACAGCUUAGUGGUAUUUCAUGGAGCUGAAUGUGAGGAGUGUUCACUUGCAUGCCAUAAGAAAUGUCUAGAGACGUUAGCUAUUCAGUGUGGACACAAAAAACUUCAUGGAAGGCUUCACUUGUUCGGAGUGGAAUUUGCUCAAGCUGCUAAAAGUGUCCCUGAUGGCAUUCCUUUCAUCAUCAAGAAGUGUACAUCAGAAAUUGAAAGCAGAGCACUGAAUGUCAAGGGUAUCUAUCGUGUGAAUGGAGCCAAAUCAAGAGUUGAAAAGCUUUGUCAAGCUUUUGAAAAUGGAAAGGAUUUGGUUGAGCUCUCAGACCUUUAUGCACAUGAUAUUAGCAAUGUUCUCAAGCUGUAUCUUCGCCAGCUUCCAGAACCUUUGAUUUUAUUUCGGCUUUACAAUGAAUUCAUUGGACUUGCAAAAGAAAGCCAGAGUGUCAGUGAGGAAUUGGAUGCUAAACAAGCUAGCCCCAAGUCAAAGAAAAGACAAUCAAUGUGUAUUGAACUAAAUAGAAUCAUCAUUAAAAUUAAAGAUCUUCUGAAACAACUGCCUGUACCAAACUAUAACACUCUUCAGUACCUUAUUGGCCACCUUCAUAGGUAAGAAAAGACUUCAACUGCUAGUUGAUGCUGAAAGUUGAACUGGCAGCAUAGUGUGCAUUAGGUAACUCUUGUACUUUUUGAAUGACAGUAGAACAUGCAUUAUUUGUACUUGCCGCUGUUUUUUUCCUAGAAAUAGUUGUGUGGUUUUGAGCGUGCUGCAGUUGCGCUCUUUGGUCAUAUACUACAUCCUUGUGCCAAAAGAGAACGUAAUGGUGCUUCAAAAAUAGCAUAAGUAAUGUAGUUUGUCUAAGCAUACUUUAAACCCAACAAACUUAAAUGUAGAUCUUUGAGUCAUAACAUCACUAGAUUCUAGCCUUUGUUUCCCAAUCUCCCUUCCCUUUCCUCCCACCAUCCUCCUCCCAAUUCCUCAAAAUUCCAGAUAGUCAUUAGUGAUGCUAAAUAAAGUGUUAAAACACCACACCCUGUGUGGAAGGGGCUUAGUCUGUGUUCCUGUUAAGUGCUUUCUUCAAUGAUGAUUCUGCCUGCUACCCAUCCAAACCCACCUU